Bemisia tabaci is the source of this 1695-nucleotide messenger RNA. RefSeq lists its product as uncharacterized. The record is from RefSeq and is a predicted model, not a curated record. NCBI's taxonomy places the organism in Eukaryota, Metazoa, Arthropoda, Insecta, Hemiptera, Aleyrodidae.
AUGACUGUUUUCUGUCACAUUGCACCAAAUGGAGACAUCGAGGAUGAAUUGGCGGAGAGCUCGGACUAUCCGCGAUCAAGGAAAGACGUUGCGGAUGAAAGAAGUGCCGACGAGAGGAUCCCCUCUGCAUGGGAAUCGUGGCGGGACAGACAAAACAGCGAGAGUGCAGUUAAGGAUGCGGAUGGUCUGGACAGUUUCACGGAAGAAAAUACCAACGAUGAUUUCGAAAAGCCAGUGCAGAGUGCCGUGAAACGAUCGAGCGGACCAGAGGAACCCAAGUAUCACCCGACGGUGUUACAGAUCGACCCACUUUCCGGUGACGUGAACCGGAACAACUUGGACAAGAAGAACAGUGGGUCCCACCACCCCACACGGUGCUCGCCGCACUCUCAGUACCACCCCCCCUUUCCGACUUCCCACCACCGCCAACUACCCCCACAGCAGCGCAGCGCCAACCUCACCCCCACCGAGACCAUCUUGGUCCAGGAGCCCUACCGGCUGGACAACAACGAAAUUUACUCGGUCUGCGACGUCGAUGGCAACUGGUCGUGGCCGCUCUCCCAAAACGAGGGCAAAAAGUGGCUGCGGUGGCUCUGGGUUCUCCCUUGCCUUCUCCUGGGCAUCCUCAUGUUCUUCCUCUUCGUCAAGACGUGCCAGAACUACGCGGAACAACGCGUCCUCGCCAACGCCCGCUGCCGCGACAAAACGUGCCACUUCCAGGAUCAUUGCCAAAGCGCCGUGUCGCCGCUCAUCCGCCCCUCGUUGGAACCGCAGCGGUACCCCCCGCCGACGCGGCCCGUCCACCCGACGUCCAUGGGGCAGAUGAUGCGUCAGAUGGGGCACAUGGACCAGAUGAGCCAGAUGGGACACAUGAACCAGAUGAGCCAGAUGGGGCACAUGAACCAGAUGAGCCAGAUGGGGCACAUGAGCCAGAUGAGCCACAUGAACCAGAUAAGUCAGCGUGCGAGUCAGAUGAGUCAGCUGUACCCCCACCGGCAGCAGUCGAUGUGCCAAAACCCGCAGUCGAUGGGCCAGAACUCGCGGUCGAUAAGUCAGAGCCCGCGGCUGCAGCCUCAGCGGAUGCCAUCGAUGGCCUCCAACCUGAGUAAAAUCGGGAAGGCACAAAAGUUGAUCUACACCAGUCCCCCGCCGCAGUUUACCGUGCGCACGCAGUCGGCGUUCCCGUGCCCCUACUCAACGCCCCCAACCCCACAGACGCCGCUGCAACAGCAGUGCACGCCGCGAUCCACGCCAUUCGCGUUGGCGCAGCAUUUCCAACACUCGUACGCGAGUCCGUCUCGAAUUUCCCAGUGCUCCGGGUUUGUGGCGCCCAAUUCGAGGCGUGUGGCGCCCACCCCGAGGUGCGCUAGCCCGCGGCUCACCCGCCAGAGGCUCUCCUCCCCAAAGCCCCAAUCUUCCGCCUCCGAGGAGGGCUCGCGCUCCCCCUCGCCGAAACCCCCGUCGUAAUCUGGGAUCAAUAUCGGUGCACCCUUCAUUGUCUGCCUUGGUUUUUUUACACGUUUUUGCAUGGUCGUAAUGUAGUUCUAGCGCGUCGCCUCCAGAGUGUAAUCUCGUGUUUUUGCGUUGUUUAAGGAAUCUAAGCAAUUCUCUUCUGUAUCUUUGCGAGAGCUCUAUUGCCUCGUUUUUUUGUAAGAUUUGUAGAAAUAUAUUUUGGGAGUGAAAUCCAAUUUGUGA